AUGAACUCUACUCCAGACCUCACCUCCCUUCCCGUGGAGAUCCUGCAGCUCAUUCUUGAGCACACACAUGCUUCGGGACAUUGGCCUCUUGCCCAGACGUGCAAGCAUGUAUAUCGCCAUUCUCAAUACAUCCUCAGCCGUCAUCGUGAAGCGUAUCAAAAGUUCAGAAUCAGCUCUGACCUUGACCUAAGAACUAUCCGCCACCUUCUGUCGAGCUGUAUUAGCAACGGCGCAGCUUCUAUUGACGCCUGGCAUGUCAGGGAGUUCGAAGUCUGGGGCGAUAGAGAAAACGGGGAGCCCUGGGAAGUGGACGUUGAAACUGGUGAGGUCCGGAUACCCGAAGGUAGCGAGCCCUGGUUAUUUCCUCGUGAUGACAUCGGCUCCUUCUGUCAUGAGUUAUUCAAUGCGAUGGGCUAUCCCCUUGACCAAGAGGGCUUCCAGGCCCAGGUACGGAGGCAACUCGAAACGGGCGCGGACAGCUGCCUCAAACCCUGCCUGCUGGCCCUCCUACCGCGUAUUCGGGCUCUACGUUAUGCACGCGCCGGCGGAGCAGACCACACAAGCUUCACAUACCUUUGUCGUAUGAUCCACUGGUGUAUGAGUGAGACCCUACUGCCCGGAUUCAAAAGCCUUGAGAAAGUGUCCUUUGGCAUAUGCGUUGGGCAAGCCGCAGACGGAUAUCCCGAACCCUCCAAGAGGAGCGCCAGAGAGCUCAGUGCUCUUCUAUGCCUUCCGAACUUGUCUGAGCUGUACUUCGCUCACUUGGAUGGGGAAUCCGGAGUUGAUGACGGUAUCGCAUCCUCUUUUCUGUUCAGCCGUCGGCCUCCAUUCAGCAGGUCAUCACCAGUCCGGACCAUUAUUCUCGACAUGAUGGACAGCCUCAGCGACGAAUUAAUCGAAUUCAUAGCGAAAACCCCCCGCGGCCUUGAAAAUCUCGCUAUCCGACUCUGCCCUGAGGCGGGGCUCGGGGAUGAGCGCCAUCAGUUGACAGAGGAACUGCUCAAGUACCAACGCCUCUCUCUCCAGCGGCUUUGCUGGUACAAUGCGGAUCCCAGCUCCGGGUCGACAGUUCCGAACUGGAUGGAUCCAUCCCAUGCCAUCAUGUUUGACGGUCUUCGGGUGGUUAGUCUGGACUUGCUCUAUGUGGAGGGUCUACCACUGGAUGCCCGAUCCAAGGCCAUGAAGGAAUUUGGCGAGUUUCUUACACAUAAUCUCCCGGCGCAAAUGGAGGUUGUAGACUUCGAUGGAGUAGACUUUUGGGAAGAUGCUUUCACAACCGAUCAACUUAGUCACAAUAAGCUGGACUAUCUAGAUGAUAUGGUUGAGGCGAUGGUUAGGUCGAAGCGAUACCAGAGACUGAAGGCCAUUUUCUUAAAGGAAAUCCAGGAUCUCGUGUCUGGUAUUCAGCAGACCAUGUUUGACUUCCCUAAGACUAUCAAGGCGGCAAAAGAGCGGGGGAUAUAUCUUCAUCUCAAGGGCAGCAAGCCUCCUCCUGGGCUCAUCGUCAACGGAGAGUUUGUGCCAAUGCCAACAAGAGACUGCAUGGUAUCAGCGGUAUUUUCCUCAAGAAACAGAGAACAAUCUCGUUCCACCACUUAUAAGCAACUCCAUGGAACGGCGAGCUUGGAAUUAUCCCUCGGCGGAAAGGCUCGUUGA
Messenger RNA from Clonostachys byssicola, 1656 nucleotides. The record is from the annotation of a GenBank genome assembly. NCBI's taxonomy places the organism in Eukaryota, Fungi, Ascomycota, Sordariomycetes, Hypocreales, Bionectriaceae.